Messenger RNA from Schistocerca gregaria, 3330 nucleotides. Its product is annotated as integrin beta-like protein 1. The record is from RefSeq and is a predicted model, not a curated record. The transcript has 5 exons. NCBI's taxonomy places the organism in Eukaryota, Metazoa, Arthropoda, Insecta, Orthoptera, Acrididae. The coding region runs from base 1 to 1992 and encodes 663 amino acids.
AUGUCGAGCUUCUUUGCAAAUAAGUUAAGUGUGUGUCAGUAUAGUACUUCUUCCCAAAUACGUGUGUGUCAGUGUAGUGCUUCUUCCAAAAUAGGUGUGUGUCAGUGUAGUGCUUCUUCCCAAAUAAGUGUGAGUCAGUGUAGUGCUUCUUCCCAAAUAAGUGUGUGUAAGUGUCGAGCUUCUUCGCAAAUAAGUGUUAGUCAGUGUAGUGCUUCUUCCCAAAUAAGUGUGUGUCAGUGUAGUGCUUCUUCCCAAAUAAGUGUGUGUCAGUGUAGUGCUUCUUCCCAAAUAAGUGUGUGCCUGUGUGUUGCUUCUUCCCAAAUAGGUGUGUGUCUGUGUAGUGUUUCUUCCCAAACAAGUGUGUGUCAGUGUAGUGCUUCUUCCCAAAUACGUGUGUGUCAGUGUAGUGCUUCUUCCCAAAUAAGUGUGUGUCCGUGUAGUGCUUCUUCCCAAAGAGGUGUGUGUCUGUGUAGUGCUUCUUCCCAAAUAGGUGUGUGUCUGUGUAGUGCUUCUUCCCAAAUAGUUGUGUGUCUGUGUAGUGCUACUUCCCAUAUAGGUGUGUGUCUGUGUAGUGCUACUUCCCAAAUAGGUGUGUGUCUGUGUCGUGCUUCUUCCCAAAUAAGUGUGUGUCAGUGUAGUGCUUCUUCCCAAAUAAGUGUGUGUCAGUGUAGUGCUUCUUCCCAAAUAAGUGUGUGUCUGUGUAGUGCUUCUUCCCAAAUAGGUGUGUGCCUGUGUAGUGCUUAUUCCCAAAUAGGUGUGUGUCAGUGUAGUGCUUAUUCCCAAAUAGGUGUGUGUCAGUGUAGUGCUUCUUCCCAAAUAGGUGUGUGUCUGUGUAGUGCUUCUUCCCAAAUAAGUGUGUGUCAGUGUAGUGCUUCUUCCCAAGUAAGUGUGUGUCACUGUAGUGCUUCUCCCCAGAUAAGUGUGUGUAAGUGUCGAGCUUCUUCGCAAAUAGGUGUGUGUCAGUGUCGUGCUUCUUCCCAAAUAAGUGUGUGUAAGUGUAGUGCUUCUUCCCAAAUAGGUGUGUGUCAGUGUAGUGAUUGUCCCCAAAUAGGUUAUAGUGCUUCUUCCCAAAUACGUGUGUGUCAGUGUAGUGCUUCUUCCCAAAUAGGUGUGUGUCAGUGUAGUGCUUCUUCCCAAAUAAGUGUGAGUCAGUGUAGUGCUUCUUCCCAAAUAAGUGUGUGUAAGUGUCGAGCUUCUUCGCAAAUAAGUGUGAGUCAGUGUAGUGCUUCUUCCCAAAUAAGUGUGUGUCAGUGUAGUGCUUCUUCCCAAAUAAGUGUGUGCCUGUGUGUUGCUUAUUCCCAAAUAGGUGUGUGUCUGUGUAGUGUUUCUUCCCAAACAAGUGUGUGUCAGUGUAGUGCUUCUUCCCAAAUACGUGUGUGUCAGUGUAGUGCUUCUUCCCAAAUAAGUGUGUGUCCGUGUAGUGCUUCUUCCCAAAUAGGUGUGUGUCUGUGUAGUGCUUCUUCCCAAAUAGGUGUGUGUCUGUGUAGUGCUUCUUCCCAAAUAGGUGUGUGUCUGUGUAGUUCUACUUCCCAUAUAGGUGUGUGUCUGUGUAGUGCUACUUCCCAAAUAGGUGUGUGUCUGUGUCGUGCUUCUUCCCAAAUAAGUGUGUGUCAGUGUAGUGCUUCUUCCCAAAUAAGUGUGUGUCAGUGUAGUGCUUCUUCCCAAAUAAGUGUGUGUCUGUGUAGUGCUUCUUCCCAAAUAGGUGUGUGCCUGUGUAGUGCUUAUUCCCAAAUAGGUGUGUGUCAGUGUAGUGCUUAUUCCCAAAUAGGUGUGUGUCAGUGUAGUGCUUCUUCCCAAAUAGGUGUGUGUCAGUGUAGUGCUUCUUCCCAAAUAGUUGUGUGUCAGUGUAGUGCUUCUUCCCAAAUAAGUGUGUGUCAGUGUAGUGCUUCUUCCCAAAUAGGUGUGUGUCAGUAUAGUGCUUCUUCCCAAAUAGGUGUGUGUCUGUGUAGUGCUUAUUCCCAAAUAGGUGUGUGUCAGUGUAGUGCUUCUUAACAAAUAGGUGUGUGUCUGUGUAGAGCUUCUUCCCAAAUAGGUGUGUGUCUGUGUAGUGCUUCUUCCCAAAUAAGUGUGUGUCAGUGUAGUGCUUCUUCCCAAGUAAGUGUGUGUCACUGUAGUGCUUCUCCCCAGAUAAGUGUGUGUAAGUGUCAAGCUUCUUCGCAAAUAGGUUUGUGUCAGUGUCGUGCUUCUUCCCAAAUAAAUGUGUGUAAGUGUAGUGCUUCUUCCCAAAUAGGUGUGUGUCAGUGUAGUGAUUGUCCCCAAAUAGGUGUGUGUCAGUGUAGUGCUUGUCCCCAAAUAGGUGUGUGUCAGUGUAGUGCUUGUCCCCAAAUAGGUGUGUGUCAGUGUAGUGCUUCUUCCCAAGUAGGAGUGUGUCAGUGUAGUGCUUCUUCCCAAAUAGGUGUGUGUCAGUGUACUGCUUCUUCCCAAAUAGGUGUGUGUCAGUGUAGUGCUUCUUCCCAAAUAGGUGUGUAUCAGUGUAGUGCUUCUUCCCAAAUAGGUGUGUGUCUGUGUAGUGCUUCUUCCCAAAUAGGUGUGUGUCAGUGUAGUGCUUCUUCCCAAAUAGGUGUGUGUCAGUGUAGUGCUUCUUCCCAAGUAAGUGUGUGUCACUGUAGUGCUUCUCCCCAGAUAAGUGUGUGUAAGUGUCAAGCUUCUUCGCAAAUAGGUUUGUGUCAGUGUCGUGCUUCUUCCCAAAUAAAUGUGUGUAAGUGUAGUGCAUCUUCCCAAAUAGGUGUGUGUCAGUGUAGUGAUUGUCCCCAAAUAGGUGUGUGUCAGUGUAGUGCUUGUCCCCAAAUAGGUGUGUGUCAGUGUAGUGCUUGUCCCCAAAUAGGUGUGUGUCAGUGUAGUGCUUCUUCCCAAGUAGGAGUGUGUCAGUGUAGUGCUUCUUCCCAAAUAGGUGUGUGUCAGUGUACUGCUUCUUCCCAAAUAGGUGUGUGUCAGUGUAGUGCUUCUUCCCAAAUAGGUGUGUAUCAGUGUAGUGCUUCUUCCCAAAUAGGUGUGUGUCUGUGUAGUGCUUCUUCCCAAAUAGGUGUGUGUCAGUGUAGUGCUUCUUCCCAAAUAGGUGUGUGUCAGUGUAGUGCUUCUUCAAAAGAUAGGUGUGUGUCAGUGUAGUGCUUCUUCCCAAAUAGGUGUGUGUCAGUGUAGUGCUUCUUCCCAAAUAAGUGUGUGUCAGUGUAGUGCUUCUUCCCAAAUAGGUGUGUGUCUGUGUAGUGCUUCUUCCCAAAUAGGUGUGUGUCUGUGUAGUGCUUCUUCCCAAAUAAGUGUGUAUCAGUGUAGUGCUUCUUCCCAAGUAAGUGUGUGUAAGUGUAGAGCUUCUUCGCAAAUAAGUGUGUGUCA